UUCAGCUCAACAAGUUUGAGUACCGAUGCGUGCGAUGUAUGUCAUAAAUGCCACGGAUAGUGCAAAAGUUUCCGUGAUGGCACAAAUUUGAGAUGUUUUCUAAUAAAAUUAUGCGGCUAAGUUCUUUUAUCAUUGUGUCCGCUUUUUGGAUCAAAAUAUUAUUAUCAAUGUGCGUAUUUUCUUGUUUCACUUCCACAGAAAAGAAAAAUGAGCCUACGAACAAAGUAGCACCUGCACACAGCAAUAAUGUAGACUACAGAGUAGACGAUGCCCAAAAAGUGCGCUUCAAGGAUAGAGAUUAUAAAAUAAAAAUUAAUUUUAACCUAAUAAACUUUGGUAAUGCAACGGACUAUAUAAUUUACCUGUUACCUGAAUCACCUUACAUUUCUUCAACAACUGGAAAAAUAACCAAUACAAGUAAACUAUCAGUAUCAUGGGAAAUAUAUGUUGCGGAUUUAAACAAAACCAUUGACAAUUUUUCAAUAGAUAUUAAAUUAAUUUACAAUUCAUAUUAUGGAUGUAACAAAACAGCUAUACAACUGGAACGUGACGAAUUUCCAA
Molecule: messenger RNA, 561 nt
Organism: Ostrinia furnacalis (Asian corn borer)
Lineage: Eukaryota; Metazoa; Arthropoda; Insecta; Lepidoptera; Crambidae
Exons: 4
Source: RefSeq, a predicted model, not a curated record